Thamnophis sirtalis is the source of this 998-nucleotide messenger RNA. It is a transcript of the gene TMEM114, whose product is annotated as transmembrane protein 114. The record is from RefSeq and is a predicted model, not a curated record. Lineage: Eukaryota; Metazoa; Chordata; Lepidosauria; Squamata; Natricidae. Gene Ontology annotation, cellular component: apical plasma membrane.
UCGAACUAUCAGUAGGCAUACACAUCAGUAAAAUUUAAGGAAACACUGCAGACAUUGGCCAUCCAGGGAAACUCCAGAAGGUGGGCUUGCAAGAGAUGUCCCUGGCAGUCCUGUUCAUUUAUUCUUAAAGACCAGUGGAGAAUACCAUCCAUCUCAAGGGCCAACGCAGACAGCAACAACCAUCGCCAUGAAAGUCAAACUGAACAAAGUUUCUGUGUUUGCAGUCUUGGCGGGUGUUAUAAGUUUCACCUUCCUGGUGGCUGCCCUGGCCACAGACUUUUGGUACCAAAUUGAUGCUUCAGGAUUGGAGGGCUUCACCAACCUUACAGGUAGCGUGAAGUUCCAUAGAGGACUCUGGAGGACUUGCCAAUUUAAUAGGACAUGCCUCCCUAUGGUAAACCCGUUCAAGUCUAAGACUGCAAACAUGACAACUUCGCGUAAGAAUGUCCUGUACCUUCAUGGGGCAUUUGUGGUCCUGUUGCCUCUAAGUCUCAUCAUCAUCAUCUUGGGAGGAAUGGCAGGUAUCCUUAGCAUCUUCACCCAAGCCUUCUGCCUUAUGCUGUUCACCGGGGUGCUCUUUCUUCUAGGAGCUCUCGUUACCCUCCUUGGGGUGAACAUCUACAUCGCUUAUUCCGCUGCCCUCUUCAAGCACGUCGCAUCAUUUCAGGGGAGGAAGAAGUUCAUGGAAAAUCUCAACAUCCAGUUUGGCUGGUCUUUGGCCUUUGUCUGGGUCUCCAUCGGCGCUGACCUUCUCACCGGGUUGGCCUUCAUUCUCAUGGCCAAGAUGGUGGGCCAGAAACGACGGUGGGACAAUUUCAUUUGAGGGUAUGGGAGAUGGUGCUCUUUCCUGCUCUCUCCAUCCCUGCCCCCUAUCUCUUUCUCAUCACUGCUUUGAUCUAAGUUGAAGUCAUGCUUCAGGGGUUUUUGCCACUGCUACCAUGUUUCCCCGAAAACAAGACAGGGUCUUAUUUUCUUUUGACACCCCCCCCCGAAAUAAA